Messenger RNA from Macrobrachium nipponense, 867 nucleotides. Its product is annotated as putative proline-rich protein 21. The record is from RefSeq and is a predicted model, not a curated record. Lineage: Eukaryota; Metazoa; Arthropoda; Malacostraca; Decapoda; Palaemonidae. The coding region runs from base 1 to 867 and encodes 288 amino acids. The transcript has 2 exons.
AUGGGGGAUCGCCUCCCCAGACGCCCACAAAACCUACGAACCUCCACAUUCAGACUUCCAACCACAACCCUCCACCCACAGUCAUCCACUCUUCUCUCUACCCACAACCCUACAUCACAGCCCUCAACCCCCACCCUCACAGUCAUCCACUUCUCUCUACCCACAACCUACACUCACAGCCCUCACCCACAGUCAUCCACUCUUCUCUCUACCCACAACCCUACACUCACAGCCCUCAACCCACAGUCAUCCACUCUUCUCUCUACCCACAACCCUACACUCACAGCCCUCAACCCACAGUCAUCCACUCAGUCUCUACCUACACCCCUCCACCCAAAGUCAUCCAACCGCUCUCUACACUCACACCCCCCACCCAGAGUCAUCCACCCGCUCUCUACCCACAUCCCUUUAACCACAGUCAUCCACUCAGUCUCUAACGACACCCUCCACCCACAGUCAUCCAUCCAGUCUCUACCCACAACCCUGCACUCACACCCCUCCACCCACAGUCAUCCACUCAUUCUAUACCCACACCCCUCCACCCACAGUCAUCCACCCAUUCUUUACACUCACACCUCUCCACCCAUAGUCAUCCACCCAGUCUCUACACUCACACCCUCCACCCACAGUUAUCCGCCCGGUCUCUACCCACAACCCUACACUCACAGUCAUUCACCAAGUCUCUACCUACAGCCCUCCACCCACAGUCAUCCACAUGAUGAAGCCAAGCAGGAAAAUGAAUCGAGUCAUUCAGUUAGACUCAGUACUGAGCUCGUCCUGACUGAGACAAAAAAGGCAAACACAAAUGGGCCACAGAAUGGCUUGAUGACUGUGGGGCUGAACCCAACACCCACCCAAGCAUCAUAA